This is a messenger RNA of Heterocephalus glaber (naked mole-rat), 3561 nucleotides long. The record is from RefSeq and is a predicted model, not a curated record. NCBI's taxonomy places the organism in Eukaryota, Metazoa, Chordata, Mammalia, Rodentia, Bathyergidae.
GAUCUUUGACAGGAAUAUUUUGCUGAAAACUGCAGACUAUUUGACAGGGUUGGGAAUAAGAAACGGGGUCCCCCUCCUGUGAGGCCGGGAGAGGGCAUAGGUAGGAAGGCGGGAGCUCAGCUGUGACGUCACAACCCGCCCGGGCGCCGCGCCGGUUGCCAUGGAGACCGCCCGGCCCGCCCCCCCCGCGCGCUCCGGCCCGGGUGCCAGCGGGCCUGUUGAGUUUGCUGACCCGGCCGGCAGGGUGCGGGCGGCAAGAUGCCACGGGAGAGCGGCUGGCGGAGGCAGUGUGAUCCCGGUGCCCCAUGAGCCUCAGGGAGUCGGGGCCGGGCCGCCGCCACCACCUCGGCCGCUACCGCCACCUCGGCCGCCGCCAUCACCUUGUUCCCCACCCCUCGCUAUGGCUGAAGAGCUCUCCGCGGCCACUUCCUACACCGAAGACGAUUUCUACUGUCCCGUCUGUCAGGAGGUGCUCAAAACGCCCGUGCGCACCGCGGCCUGUCAGCACGUUUUCUGUAGAAAAUGUUUCCUGACUGCAAUGAGAGAAAGUGGAAUACAUUGUCCCUUGUGUCGUGGAAAUGUGACUAGAAGAGAAAGAGCGUGUCCAGAACGGGCCUUAGAUCUUGAAAAUAUCAUGCGAAAGUUUUCUGGUAGCUGCAGAUGCUGUGGGAAACAGAUUAAGUUUUAUCGUAUGAGACAUCAUUACAAAUCUUGUAAGAAGUAUCAGGAUGAAUAUGGAGUUUCAUCUAUCAUUCCAAACUUUCAGAUUUCUCAAGAUUCUGUAGGGAACAGGAGUGAAACAUCCACAUCUGAUAAUACAGACUCUUACCAAGAGAAUACAAGUUCUUCUGGGCAUCCCACCUUUAAGUGUCCCUUGUGUCAAGAGUCCAAUUUUACCAGACAGCGCUUACUGGAUCACUGUAAUAGUAACCACCUAUUUCAGAUAGUACCUGUGACAUGUCCUAUUUGUGUGUCUCUUCCUUGGGGAGAUCCUAGCCAGAUUACUAGAAAUUUCGUUAGUCAUCUAAAUCAAAGACAUCAGUUUGAUUAUGGAGAAUUUGUGAAUCUUCAGCUAGAUGAGGAAACCCAGUAUCAAACUGCUGUUGAAGAAUCUUUUCAAGUAAACAUCUAAAGUCUGUAGACAUCUCUGCAUCUUUGUACCUGCAAGUGCCAUGUUUAAGGGGAAAAUUACAUGAAGUCAUCAUUUCAAUAACUUGAUGUGUAUAUUAAUAAAAGUAAUUGUCUAUCUAAGUUUUUUAAUUGAAAAAUAAAAGUGGGCCACCUAAAAGUUUUACUUCAUCCUCUUGGACAAGUUAAAAAAAAUGAAAGUUACAGUAUUACUUUAAAAGCGUGCAAAAGGUUGUACUUCAUCUUUUUUUAUAUUGCAUAUGAUUGAAUUUUUCAUUAUUAUGUUGCUUUUGAAAUUUGGUGCAAUUCCUCCCAUUUACUUUUUUGUAUACAAGUAACACAGCAAAUUCUGAAAGAUGCAAUUGAUGUAAACCUAACAAAUCUGAGCCAGUUGUCAAAGUUGCAGAAUGGAACCUUGAAGUGCUAAAUGGAAUAAUCCAAAGGAAGUUUUUAAAAAUACAUUCUAGCUGAUGAAUUCAGCUAUGAAAAAAUUGUAUUUAUGAUAACAUUUAGUAUUUUCAAAACUAGUGAGAAUUUUUUUUUUAGUAAUUAAAGUUUAAAAACUGAAAGAUCAUUUUAAAGAUAUUUUCUUUUUGCUAUUAGGAUAUGUCAAGACAAAAAUGUAUUUCUUGAUGGGCAGCUGGUCAUUUCAAUCUUGUUUGAUGAAUUUGUAAGCCUGAUACAUACCAAGCUGAAUAACAGUUCUUUGGCCUUGGAACUUUCAAUAGCCAGUGUUUCUCAAUAGCUAAGGUGAAACUUACAGUACAAAUUUUCAGGUGGUAAUAUAUUUACAGAGAAAUAAGAUGUUUAAAGAAAUGCAUUCAAAGCUAAAGAUAUAUAUGCAUACAUUUUUGUAUGUGUACAUAUAUACAUAUACAUCUUUGCAUGCCAUUUGGUUAUAAGUUUCUAUUAAGGAUUUUAAAAAUGGAAAAGCAAUAUAGGAUUGAAGUGUUUAUCUGAUUUGAUUAAAAUUUUAUAUGUCACUGAAUUUUUAAAAUGUAACAAAUGUUAAAUGAAAUAGUUGGCUGCUGUUACAUCUUAAAAAUUGAGUUUACACACAGUUAUCUGUAUAUGGUGCUCAUUUGUUAUUCUCAAGAAUAAUGUGCAACUGGUUGAUUUUUACUAGCCACUGUUUCACUACUUUUUAGUCAAAAUGAGAUUUGUUUGUAGUAUUCAGUAAUGGGAAUCCUAAAGUAUUUUGUAGAAGGUCCCAAAUUACAGAAUAAAGGAUGAAGAUUGGAUUUGCUUACAUUCCAUACUAAUAUACAAUGUUUAUGCUUUCUUUAAAAUAAAUAACUAAAAGAUCAUAAAAUCUCAGAAGUAGUUUGCUGCUAAUAUAUACAUAUAUUAUAUAAAAAGAUAUAUUUUGUUUCUCUUAAAACUCUUGUUGACUUUUCUACAGUGAACAUUUUUUUAAACUUGAUUUAAUAAAGGUGUUAAUUUUGGAAGUGGAGUUUUAUAAAAACCUUUUUCAGUCAAACAGUGAUGACUUUAUUUAUAGAUAGUUAUAACAAUCACACACAAAGCCAUACAUCCUAAUGCCUUUGUUCUGUCAUUCUCAAGAGUGAUGUUUACCUACAUGCUUAAACAUUUUCCCUGCAGCUACACGAGUAAUUUUAAGAAUAAUUGUACAAAGAACUCUUUAAAAAGAGACUUUGGCCAUAGUUUUUUCCAGUUUAAAGCAAUAACUUUAGUAAUUUCUUAUGUCCACCGUGUCCACUUAAACCAUUGUGGAAUUUGCAAGCUUCUUUAAAGAAAAAUUGUAGUCGAGAUCUUCUUGAUGAAUAUACUUUGAAAUUUUUUGAAUGAGUUACAUAUCAAUGUCAUGUGUGUCUUUCAUCUAAGAUUUUUCAUAAGGAAAAUAGUGACUCCUUUUCUCUGGGGACUUCUCAGAAUGGGAAUAAUUGUUUAAAAUCUUUCUUUUUGUCAGUGGGUUUGGAAUAGGUGAUAGACUACAGAUUUAAUUCAUGAUAAAUUCAUGGAUGGGAAAAAUCUGCUUUUAUCUGAGGAUAAAAUAGGGAACUGUUAAUACUUGAAUACCUAAAUUUCACAAAUCACUUAGGAAAGCUUUCUCAACAAAUUAUCAUUUUUACACAGUCUUUUUUUUUUUGGUACCGGAGAUCGAACUCAGGACCUUGCACUUGCAAGGCAGGUGCCGGGAACCACUGAGCUAAAUCCCCAGCCCUACACAGUCUUAUUUGAAAUGUAUGUCUUUAUUUUUCGAUUAAAAGUGGCUUUCUCCUACUUGUAUGUCUAAUUAAAAUUUUGUCUGGAGGCAAACAACAUUUAACUCUUAUAACUCAACUUAAAAGACAACCCAUUAUUUUGCACUUUAAAAAGGCAAAAGCUACCACAUGCUUACACUAUCUGUUGAAUUUAACUUUAUAAACUUGUCUUAUCUGUUUUGAGUAUUAAACAUCUUAUCUCUAAAAA